CCAAAACACCCGCUUUCCCAAGCAAGCGAGCAGCUUUUCCACACUGCCCACUCCGCUCCCCACGCGGCGCCGGCCAGCAAACCAACCAGCAAUGCCGGCGGUCGACACCCACGCCGCGGAGGCGCUUGACGAAAGCGCGCCUCCUCCCCGCCCACUCCGACCGCCGCCGCCAACCCGCCCCUUAUCCCUCGCCUCCGCGCUCCCCUUCUGGUUCUACCUCGCCGCCGCCGUCUCGCUCCUCGCGCUCGUCCUUCCCCACCUCCUCCCAGCCUCCUCCCCCGCGUCGCUCCCGCCUCUCCUCCGCCGCCACCUCGCCGCCGGCCGCGUCCUCAAGCUAGACCCCUCCCCCGGCCUCUUCGCCCUCACCUCCCGCCCUGCCGGCGGUUCCCCCGCGCACUGCGUCCUCAUCCUCCCCGGCCUCGCCGCGGGAUCCUUCUCUUUCCGCCGCGUCAUCCCCGCCCUCUCCUCACGUGGCAUCCUCGCCGCGGCCCUCGACCUCCCCGGCCAGGGCCUCUCGCCGGCGCCGCCCCCCGCGGCCGCCCCCGCGCGCGCCAGCGCUCUCCGGGAGAUCAUAGACCGCGGAGUCUUCCACGCCUUCGAGCACCUCGUCCAGACCGGCGAGGUGCCGUACCAGGAGCCCGCGGCCGCGGGGGCGCCGCCGGCCGCGUCCCCGUACGCUCCCACCGAGGCGGCCGCGGCCGUCGCCCGCGCUGUGGAGGCGUUCGGCGUCGCCCCCGUCCACCUCGUGCUCCACGACUCCGCUCUCGCCGCCGGGGUCGCGUUCGCGUCGGCCAACCCGGGGGCGGUCCGGAGCGUGACAUUGGUCGACGCCACCGCGUCCCUGCCGGCGUUCCCGGCCGCGGUCUUCGACGUGCCCGUGCUGGGGAGGCUGGUGCUGCAGUUGCCGGCGCUGUUCCGUGGGCUGGUGCGGCUGUGCUGCGCGCGGGCGAUGGGGGCCGAGGAGGCGGAGGCGCACCGGGCGGCGAUGCGUGGGGAGGGGAGGACACAGGGGGUGGUUGAGGCAUGGAAGGCGAUGAACCAAAGCUUGGAGCUUGGGGAAUGGAGGCUUUCUUCGGAGGAGGUGAGGAGGCUGCCGAUGAUGGUGCUUUGGUCGGGGACUUGGUCAGAUAAGUGGAUCGAUGAGGGGAAGAAGGUGGCGGCUGCGUUGCCGGAUGCUAAAUUCGUCUACCAUUCCGGCGGUCGAUGGCCUCAGGAGGAUGCCUAUGAGGAAAUCUCAGAGCUGAUAGCGGAGUUUGUGACCUCAACACUAGCAUCUCCAAAGAAAUAAAGAGAAGAAUACCCGCCACAGCAUGUCGACCAUUAAUUUGAAGAAGCAUGGACCAACUACUCUUAUGACAACCUUUAAGGACCAGAUUCAUGGCCAUUGUCAAGGAUCAAAAAUCGAGAUUCUGAUUACUGAUCUGUCUUGGGCAAGCUGCUCCUAAUCCUGCUGAUCCGGGGACGAUAUCCUCCAGGGACCUUUUUUUAUUUAUUUACAAAUGCGCCCUUAGAGCCUCUUGUCUUGGUUUUUCGGUUGAUGAUGAUAAGCUUAACUUGAGACAUCGGCUUCAGCAGAGUUUCUCUUAGUAGAUACUUAAGAUAUGAAUCACACUAGUGUAAUGUUUUUUUUGUUGUUAUAAAUGUGCACUGAUACUUGCUGUCUUGCUUGUAUCUUAAAACUGCCAGGUACUGAUUCAGGAUAGCAUUUGUGUUUUUACCAAACAUGCCCUGUGCUAGUAUGUAUUCAUUUUAGCAUUACUUUGAAGGCAAUAUAUUGUAUGCAUU
This is a messenger RNA of Phragmites australis (common reed), 1785 nucleotides long. RefSeq names its product protein AUXIN RESPONSE 4-like. Bases 92 to 1288 code for a protein of 398 amino acids. Lineage: Eukaryota; Viridiplantae; Streptophyta; Magnoliopsida; Poales; Poaceae. Gene Ontology annotation, molecular function: hydrolase activity. Gene Ontology annotation, cellular component: mitochondrion; endoplasmic reticulum. Gene Ontology annotation, biological process: auxin polar transport. The record is from RefSeq and is a predicted model, not a curated record. The transcript has 2 exons.